GUGCACGUUCGUCAGUGUAGAGAAAUCUCAUAGCGCGUUAGUGCCUGAUUGCUGCCAGGGUUCCGUAAUUUUCGAAAAUGUGUGUUGGCCGCAACGUAGACGUCAAUUUUGAAGAAGUACAGUUGCAAGCUAGCUUGAGGAUGAAAAACACCUGUGAGAAUAUGUGGAAAGAAGAUGCCCUAGCAGUUUCUACAAAGUACACACGCACCGUGCUUUUUGGGCUUGCAGACCUGCUCCAGACAUUCCAAAAUUCGACACUCUACAAAAUUCUGUUCCACACAACCCAGCCUGCCCAUUUCAUCACUGCCGUUUCUGUUUUGAUUGUGGCUGGUCUUCUGGUACAAUCUGACGAUUCCCAAAAUGUUUCUGGACUGUGGACCUUAAUAUAUUUAGGGUCCUUCAGUAUGCAUCUUGGAGCCCAAAUAUGGAUGACUUUCAUAUCUGGUCUGUCUCUCUACUUCUCGAUUCCUAGGCAUACAUUUGGAUGUGUGCAGAAAGUGCUGUUCCCAAAGUAUUUUCUCUUAAAUGCUGUUCUCAGUUUUAUCACUUUGUGUGUCUUCCUUAGAACACACAACAAUAAAUUUGGGAAUAUUCAAAUUACAUCUCAGGUUAUCUCUAUGACACUCUGCUUUCUAAUUGAGUUGCUGACCCGCUUAUACCUCACUUCACCUCUUCUGAAGCUCAUAUCUGGUAAGAACGAAUUGGAAAAAGAUGCAGGAGUAGGCAUGGAAGUGGGAAAAUUCAACCCAGGCAGGCUUCUGGAGAAUGAGGAAUACAUGAAACUCCAUAAGUCCUUCAGAAAACUCCAUAUGACCAUAGCAAUUGGCAAUGUUAUCAGUAUGGGUUGCACCAUAUGGCAUCUUCAUUACUUGUCUCAAAAGCUUAGUAUUAUUUGAGUUUGAUUUGUAAGGAUAAUUUUUUUCUCAGCCAUUUAUUUAUAUCAUCUUGAACACUCAUCCCCCGCAUUAUUUAUUUAUUAUCAAAUUCACGCAUCUUUGAAAUGCCCAUUUUCAUAUGCAACUCUUCUCGAUUUUCUAUAAAUGAAUAAGCCUUUGAGUGAUACGCUAAAUAUAUAAUUGUUGGUACUUUUGAAAUAGUCUUCUAUCUUCUGUUGAUUUAUUAAAAUGCUCUUUUCCUGGGAUAAUAGUACAAAUAUGUGUAAAUUAUUACUUGACAAACCUAAGUACUGGAAGCCAAAAAUCUAUUUUGAUUAGAGGUCUGAAAUUAUCGAUAUCCUAAUCAUAAAUUAUUUAUAGUAAAUGAAAUGUAGGUGACAAUAGUUAAUACUAAAUAAUUUAUUAAUGAUAAAUCUGUUUUGUUUUCCAGAAUCACUGAAAUGAGAAAUUUGUGGCAAAUGUUAAUUAUGAGAAAUGUAUGAUUUUUGAGGAAAUUUUAAUGAUGAAAUUAAGAAUGAAUGAUAUUUGAGUUUCUCAUUUCUUGGUUUAUUGGAUUUUCUCGACUGAAACAUGAGGCUAACAUAAUUGUGUUUUUAAAAAUGGAAAAAUAUUCUGCCAGAAUUAAAAAUGUGAUAUUUUCAGUUAUUUUGUAAACAUAAUGUGUGUGUUGUUUUAUUGUUAUGGUCUACUUUUAGUUUGAAUGAUACUGGCUAGGUGAAAUUGAGUGAAAUAAAUUGAAAUAAUAUUCUCUUAA
This is a messenger RNA of Harmonia axyridis, 1650 nucleotides long. Its product is annotated as transmembrane protein 205. NCBI's taxonomy places the organism in Eukaryota, Metazoa, Arthropoda, Insecta, Coleoptera, Coccinellidae. The record is from RefSeq and is a predicted model, not a curated record. The coding region runs from base 78 to 896 and encodes 272 amino acids. The transcript is spliced from 3 exons.